Molecule: messenger RNA, 2312 nt
Organism: Menidia menidia (Atlantic silverside)
Lineage: Eukaryota; Metazoa; Chordata; Actinopteri; Atheriniformes; Atherinopsidae
Source: the annotation of a GenBank genome assembly
UAAGAACACGAGAUUGAACAGUAAAACUACACCUAGCAACAAUUCCGCAACAGCAAGGAGUACAACGUCCAGCACCAACGACACAACCCUGAACAUUACAACACGUAGCAACAACUACACAAUAGCAAACAGAACUGCAACACCCAUCCCCAACUCCAAUUUUGUGAACAGUACUACUACAACUAGCAACAACAAAGUUAACAACACCACAAGCCCCACUGCAGCCACAGGCAGUAUCCGAACAACCAAAAUACUGGGGGCCUACUCAACUACAACCAGUAAAGCUGCUACAUCUGCAGCUACAACGGCAACAACAACAAUUUCUUCAGCCAAGGAAAGCACAAUCAGUCAGCUUUCAUCAGCUUCCAUGACAACCACCAAGAUCACAGUCCUCACCACAAAACCCACUACGACCACUGCAAAGACAGGUGUCAAAACAACCCCCACAACCACCAUAACGACGACCACAAGUGAAGAAGCAAAGGAGGAACAAGUUGAUGAUCUGCUCAACGAAACCCAGGACACGUCAAAUAUCACUGCGUCUGAGGUUUCUAAGCUGGUUGGGAACCUGGAAAAACUUCUGGAUGCCCCCUCUGUAUCUCCGUCUGUGGGACAAAAAGCCAUCGGUGUCAUCAGCAACCUAAUGGAUGUUGGAUCAAAUACUCUUUCUGGAUCUGCCAACAGGCUGAUUCACUUGGUGGAUGACCUGGGUCUUAAGCUGAUUGUCACAGAAGGAGGCAAAGGCAUCAUAUCCUCUGCUUCCCUGGUUCUGGCAGUCAGGACUGUAGAUGGCACCAACUUUCCAGCAACAUCUGCAGACAUUUUCAAUACUGACAAUGUCCAGCUCCGAGCUCUUAGGAGGAGAAGGUCCGAGAGGUCAGGACCUCUGGGAUCUGUGUACUUGCCUACCUCGCUCACUUCAGGCCUGAGCCCUGAAGAGCAGCAGCAGGCCAACAGAGUGCAGUUCACCUUUUACAAAAAGAGCUCCUUAUUCCAAGAUAAAUCAUUAGUUAGCCAAACACUUAUCAGUCCAGUUCUGGGCUCCAGUGUGGCCAACCUGUCAAUCCGCAACCUGAGGGAAAACAUUAAGUUCACCAUCAGACACAUCGACCCUGUGCAAACCAACAACAGCAACACGUCUUGUGUUUACUGGAACUUUUCUCUGAAUGGUGGUGAAGGAGGAUGGGGGUCCGACGGCUGCACGGUUGUCAAUGCUACUCCUGAUUAUACGACGUGCAGCUGCAGCCACCUCACAUCCUUUUCUAUUCUCCUGGAUUUGUCCAGGGAGGGACAAUUGGACCCCGUAAACAACCAAAUCCUCACCUACAUCACCUACAUCGGAUGUGGAAUCUCAUCUGUUUUUUUAGCUUUCACCUUGUUGACGUAUUUCUUAUUCGAAAAACUGCUCCGGGAUAUUCCCGCCAAGAUCCUGGUCCAGCUCUGCAUUUCCCUCCUGCUCCUCAACCUGGUGUUCUUACUGAACAGCUGGCUAACUCUGUUCGACUCAGUCGGCCUGUGCAUCAGCACUGGCUUCUUCCUGCACUACUUCCUGCUGGCGUCCUUCACCUGGGCCGGGCUGGAGGCCCUGCACAUGUACCUGAGCAUCAUCCGAGUGUUCACCCCCUACCUGAGCAGAUACAUGCUGAGCUGCUGGCUGCGUAAUGACAUCGCCUUCUACCUGGGGGUGGUCGCCUACUUCCUCGUGAUCUUCGUUCUGUGCCUGGUGGUCUUCAUCGUUGUCAUGGUCCAGCUGUAUCGGAUUAAGAAGCAGAACCCCCAGAACCAAUCCCCCAACCGGGGCGUGAUGACCGACCUCCGCAGCGCCACCGGGCUGGUCAUCCUGCUCGGCCUCACCUGGGGGUUCGCUCUUUUUGCCUGGGGGCCCCUGUACGUACCCUUCAUUUACCUUUUCUCCAUCUUCAACUCUCUGCAAGGUUUUUUUGUCUUCGUUCUCCACUGUGCGAUAAAGGAAAGCGUCCGCAGGCAGUGGAGGAUCUACUUCUGUUGUGGAAAACUGGCCGAGAACUCCGAGUUGAGUGUGACGGCGAGCAAAGCCAAGAGAAACCUGUCGCUGGGCAACACGACGGGCUCCAACCCGUACCCCCCCUCCUGGUCCUCCGUCAGCAGCAGCCUGACCAACAGCAGCUGCUCCGUGUUUGCAGACAGCGGGAUAUCCGACGCCUCCAACAGUGACGUCCAGCUCAACGAGAUGCACAGGCAAAGCCGGGUGCCAAGGGGGGGGCCCUGAGGACCCGGACGCCCACAUGCAACACAGGAUGCCUCAUUUUUACACAAGAUGAAGGUCUCUCAGA